AUAAUGAAAGACCAUCCAAACAGUGGCAGUUGUGUUUAGUUCCUCAGCUUGGCUAUUUUUGUUCAGUUGAAGAUGCGAAAGGAAAGAAAAGCGUGAUGAAGCAGAGGAAUUUCCGAAAGAGAAGUAUAGUGGAUGACGGUGAAGAAGACGAGCAGGAAAGGAGGUUGGCUUUAGAGGAAGUGAAGUUUCUUCAAAAACAAAGAGAGAGGAAACUAGGUGUCCCAGCUAUAUCUUCAAUAGCAUCACAGGUUACACCAGGCGGUGGUGGCGGCGCUAGUAAUAGCAAUGCAGGUGGUUUAGUUCGCAAGGUGAACGAUAAGGGUGAUGGUGAUGCGGAGAAGGAUGAGUUGGUGUUGCAAGAUACUUUUGCUCAGGAAACUGCCGUCAUGGAAGAAGAUCCCAACAUGUUGAGAUAUGUUGAGCAAGAGUUGGCUAAAAAAAGAGGCAAGAAUGUUGAUGUAGCAGAUCAAGCUGAAAAUGAGGUGAAACGUGCAGAAGAUGAACUUUACAAAAUUCCGGAGCAUCUAAAAGUGAAAAGGAGGAAUUCAGAAGAGAGCUCCACUCAGUGGACUACUGGAAUAGCUGAAAUUCAGCUCCCUAUAGAGUACAAAUUGAAGAAUAUCGAGGAGACAGAGGCUGCUAAAAAGCUCCUUCAGGAGAAGAGGCUCAUGGGAAGAGCCAGAACUGAAUCUAGCAUCCCUUCAAGUUACUCCGCAGACUAUUUCCAACGUGGCAAGGAUUAUGCUGAAAAACUCCGGAGAGAACAUCCUGAUUUGUACAAGGAUAAAAGUAAAGAUACUGGACAUUCAGAAUCCAAACCCAAUGAUUCAAGUUCAGAUGUAGGCGUUAAAAGGCAAGCGGCGACUGAUCAGUUCAUGCUUGAGCGCUUCCGUAAAAGAGAUCGCCAUCGGGUCAUGCGUAGAUAGUGUGCAUGAACAUGGUUCUCCCUCAUGUUCCUCAGUGAAAGGUACAGGUGUCCAACUUCAUUUGCUGUCUCUGAAGGCAUAAGCUGUUUUGACAUGGAAGUAGCUGUCAUUUCAACCUUACCAGCCCCCGUUUUACAUUUUCGUAAAGGAUCUUUACCAGCCCAUUUUGUAUGCAGAUUAAUUUCCCGACAUCGAGAAUAUGACUCUUCUUAGAGAUGACAAUAUGCUUUGCAAAUUUUGGCAGUGGCAGUUUACUGUUGUUUUCCA
Lycium ferocissimum is the source of this 1193-nucleotide messenger RNA. Its product is annotated as protein COP1 SUPPRESSOR 2. Gene Ontology annotation, cellular component: spliceosomal complex. The transcript has 6 exons. The coding region runs from base 96 to 926 and encodes 276 amino acids. The record is from RefSeq and is a predicted model, not a curated record. Gene Ontology annotation, biological process: mRNA splicing, via spliceosome. Lineage: Eukaryota; Viridiplantae; Streptophyta; Magnoliopsida; Solanales; Solanaceae.